This is a messenger RNA of Lates calcarifer (barramundi perch), 2736 nucleotides long. Its product is annotated as zinc finger protein Xfin. The record is from RefSeq and is a predicted model, not a curated record. Lineage: Eukaryota; Metazoa; Chordata; Actinopteri; Centropomidae. Gene Ontology annotation, biological process: regulation of transcription by RNA polymerase II. Bases 574 to 2328 code for a protein of 584 amino acids. Gene Ontology annotation, cellular component: transcription regulator complex; PcG protein complex. Gene Ontology annotation, molecular function: RNA polymerase II cis-regulatory region sequence-specific DNA binding; DNA-binding transcription factor activity, RNA polymerase II-specific. The transcript is spliced from 4 exons.
CCGUACUGCGUCCUGUAUGGCGUCACGAGCAAAAACAAGAACCGUAAGCGAUUGUCAAAAGACAAGCUAGCUCGGUUCGGUUAAAUGAUAAGUACACACGAAUUUGCUUUGCUAAACAUUUGUUAUUUGUGGAAGCCACACGCCUACAUUGAAAUAGAUCAACACGUUAGGUUCGAGUAUGGUUUAUAUGAUUGGUGGCUGUGUAGGAUUUGUUGACGGUUUGAUCCCGUUCACUCUAGUUAGUUUACGAAUGCCACUGUUAAGCUAAGGAGUCGUAUUAGCUGGCUAGCUGACACUUGGAUUUGUCAGUGAACAUCACGUUUGGUGCCGUUAGGUCAGCCUUUUAACGUUUAUGACUUAAUUCGUGUAUGAUUAUUGCCUAUUAUAUAAAAUAUCCACAACAACAACAUGUGUAGUUGAAUAGAGACUGGUCUGCGACAAUGGCUUACAACCAAGAGUUCAACAUGUGGUAGAUUUUUUCAAGAAGAAAACUUUGUCUCCCUCUUUUAUUUUCCUACUCAAAUACGCGGAAUUGUUCAACAGUUACCAGACACGGGACACUGGCAGUCUGUCAUGUCGGACCUGGACACACUCAUAGUCACCUUUCAGACUCAGCUCUCGGAUGUGAUGGAGACUGUGGUAAAGACAGCCAUGUAUGAAGUCACCAGGCUGGUGGAGGACGGCUUCUUGGAGGAGGUGAAGCGCAGAAGCCAAGAGGUGGAGUCUCUAAGGAUGCAGCUGCAGUGGGCUGAAAAGAAAUUAAGUGACCAAGGGGGGAAAGAAGGAGGAAAGACAGGAAGGUGUGUUGACUGUACCAAGAAGGACGUGGAACUGUCCACUGACACAGCAGAGGGAGAGUCUAAUAAACAGCAGGAUGAUGUGCUGAGGGGCUGUGAGAUGAAAAAAGAGGGUGAUUCUGUUGGAGGAUGGACAAGAAGCCACAGGCAAGAAGUCAUAUCAGAGAUACCACAGGAGGCAGACAACUCUACAGCCACUCAGAGCCACGAAAGGGAAUCACAGGCAACAGAAGGAGAGGAUGUGAUGCCUGCUGUUGAUGUGAAGCAAGAAGAGGGUAAUAAGCCUUCUUGUUCAUCCGUACAUUUGGGAGGGUGGAGCGAUACUCUUGAUGGUGAAGCGGGACUUGAAUCACAUAGCACUACUGAGAAGACAGAAGCACCACCAAAACAGACUCAAGAAAACAGUGAAGAAUUAUUGAGGAAUAUCAUUAAGCAAGGCCUGCAGAGAUCUGCUGCAUAUGUCUUUCCUGACAAACAGGAGGAAACACAAGUGGCUGCAGAUUCAUCUCAUGUCUCAUCUUUGGAAAUGGACACCAGUUGGGCUGGACUUAUGCAGAAUCAAAGACUUGGGACUGAAAAGGAUCACGAUCCAACCACAACUAGAGGACCUAUAAAGCGAACAGAACUUGACCUGUCUGACUCUGUCAGAGCAGGUGUUCACGCUCAGGUUACCCCAGGCAGAGAUCAGAUUUCAAGCUCUGGAUCCCCUAAAGCAAGACUGCAAAACAGUGAAGCAUUGGGUGUGACAGUGAAGCAGGAGGUUAUUAUUGAUUCUGAUGGGUGUGAGGAACGUGAGCAUAUGGGAAAGAAAGAAAUGCCAAAGUCUGGGAUGGCAUCUUUCUCAUGCUCAGUGAAACAGCACAGGUUGAGUUCAGAAGCACACAAACAGAACCAUAUUUCCCAUAAAGCCACUGUGCAGGAGGUUAUGAAGCUGCAUACCAAAGUGGGUACAGGUCUCAGAUUGCAAGCCGCUAUACAGCACCUCCACCGACCAGUGAAAAGAAACCCUCACGUGCUCUCAAACAGUACCACGGCAGCACUGUCUAUAGCUCAUUCUCAGGUUGUAAACUUAAAUCCCCUCAACAGAAUUCCCUCCACAUCCAAAGCCGCUCCACCUCCUUCACUCUCAGUGCAGCGAGUUCAUCUGGGUGACAAACAAGCUGCAGCACUCAAUCGAACUGGUGCCCCAUGGGUGGGCAUCAAGUCCCAGCAUCAGUCUGCAAACUCUCAUCAUGCCAACCCCAUACCCCAUCCAGACUCUCACACUGGCCCCAGGCACCUCCUGCGCUGUGGCCAGUGUGGGAAGUGCUUUCCCCACCCCAGCAACCUGAAGGCUCACCUGCAGACUCACACAGGUGAGCGGCCUUUCUGCUGCACUCUCUGUGGUCGCAGCUUCACCAAGCUGAGCAACCUUAAAGCCCACAGACGGGUUCACACUGGAGAGAGACCAUACUGCUGCUUGGCUUGUGGCAAACGCUUCACCCAGAAAUGUAACCUGAAGCGUCACCAGAGGAUCCAUCUGGAUGUAUGAUGACGGACAGCCAGUAACAAAAUGACGCAUUUGGUGUGUUUGUUUCCUCUAGAUUAAGAUUCUACAGUAUUUCUUUUGCAAUGUAAUACAGUUGCUGUGAUGCAUUGCAAAAAUGCCUCUUGUGUAUUUGUCUCUUGAUGUAAUUGUCCCAUGUUCUUCUGUGCAUUCCAGAGAGGUUCAUCUCUAUCUUCUGAAGGUGUUUUAAUGUAAUUAAAGGACAAAAAGCAGUGUAUUGACUAAUAUAUCUUGCACAGAGAUAGGUCAAUUGUUACUUUUGGUCAAUAAAAGAGUAUUUAUUCUGUGAACACUAAUAUUCUUUCAUUGAAUCAAGUACAUUAUGCCUGUGAGCACAAAUCACUUAAUAACUAUGGAUCUGGUCCUGUGUUUAUUAAACUGUUAAAUGUGUAA